UCCCCAUACAGAGAAAUGGUGUCUCUGAAUCUUAAAUCAAAAUUGAAACCCCUUUGGAAUUUGUGUAGAACCUUCUCUAACGCUCCUCUCCCCGUGUGUUCAAAGGAUAAGAGCAAGUUUAUCGUGCCGCAGUAUACAGCCCCGGGAAGGUUUAAUUGCUUGAUUAUUUCGAUCGAGGAUACGGCUCAUAAACUCGAAAGAGAUAUCAAUUAUCCAAAGCUUUUUCAUAACCCCGUUGCUGCUUGUAAGCGCAAGGGUUUGGUGUUGCUUGAUAUCUAUGGAUCAUACGAUAAAGAUACAGACACAGGAACGAGUCGAGUCGAGGCGAGGCUCUAUGGAACCCUACCACCAACGAACUCAAGAUCCUUCCUCCAUCUCCCGCAACUUUGGAUCCAAGGAUCACAUGAUGAAGAUACAGACACAAGAACGAGUCCAGAUGAAGCUUUAUGGAAUCCCACCACUAACGAACUCAAAAUCCUUCCUCCAUCUCCCGCAACCUUGAACCCAAGUACCCUAUUCGGCCACGGUCCGUAUCCGAGCUCACCAGUCAUGGUCUCAAUCGAAGAUUCUCGUUCCCACUCCAACCCCAACAUCGCCGGCGUCGCCCCCUACGCCCAAAAGCGGCCUUACUACUACUACUCUCCGCCGCCGUCCUCCGCCACAAUAAGCCGGUCGAUGGGCCGGUCCAUGCGGACAAUCCGGUCCAACCUCUUCAGCGCUCACCAAUCCGGCCCAAUCCUCGAGAGCUCGCCCAACGUCUCCGAGAACCUCACCGACUCGGUCAUCGACCUCCGACUCGAUGAGCUCGCCAGCAAAUCGUCUCGCAACUCGAAAAGCCCCUCGUCCUCCGAUCUCGAUGGUAUACUCGACAUCUCCACCGCCUUCAGCGACGUCUCCGCCUGCUCGAGCGACAUCUCCGGCGAGCUCCAGCGCCUAGCCAACCUCCCUGACCCCGGCCCGAACGAGGGCGCGAGCUCGGAUCCCGAGCCCGAACCUUGCUCCGGAUUCCUACAGAGGGAGACGUUCUCCACGGAGAUCAUCGAGAGCAUCUCGCCGGAGGACCUCCAGCCGACGGUACAGCUCUGCGUCGACGGCCUACAGUCGCCGUCGGUAGCCGUGAAAAGGUCCGCGGCAGCCAAGCUGCGCCUGCUGGCUAAAAACCGAGCCGACAACCGAGCCUUGAUUGGGGAAUCCGGCGCUGUCCCCACCCUUGUCUCGCUCCUCCGCUGCUCGGACCCGAUGACCCAGGAGCACACGGUCACCGCCCUCCUCAAUCUCUCCCUUCACGAGGGCAACAAGAGCGUGAUUAUAAACGCCGGCGGCAUCAAAUCCCUAAUCUAUGUCCUGAAAACCGGCACCGAGACCUCCAAGCAGAACGCGGCCUGUGCUUUGCUCAGCCUGGCCCUGGUGGAGGAGUACAAGCUCUCGAUUGGGGCCUCCGGGGCCAUACCUCCGCUCGUGGCCCUAUUGAUUAACGGGUCAAACAGAGGGAAAAAGGACGCACUCACCACCCUCUACAAGCUGUGCUCAGUCAAGCUGAACAAGGAGAGGGCGGUUAGUGCUGGUGCAGUUAGGCCGCUGGUGGGGCUGGUGGGGGAGCAGGGGACUGGGCUGGCGGAGAAGGCCAUGGUAGUUCUGAGUAGCCUGGCAGGGAUUGAGAUGGGGCAGGAGGCAUUGGUAGAGGAAGGGGGGAUUGCGGUCUUAGUGGAGGCAAUUGAGGACGGUAGUGAUAAAGGGAAGGAGUUUGCGGUUUUGACUCUGUUGCAGUUGUGUGCAGAGAGUGUGACAAACAGGGGAUUGCUCAUCAGGGAAGGUGGGAUUCCACCAUUGGUGGCUUUGUCUCAGACCGGAACGGCUAAAGCUAAGAUUAAGGCUGAAAGGCUUCUUGGGUACUUGAGAGAACCAAGACGGGAAGCUUCUUUGUUGAGCCCAUAAAGAAGGUAACUUGAGAUGGCUCACUAUUGUAUCAUGCUUUUGCAUUGGCUUGCUGCUGGCUGUGUAUAGAAAAUAUUUGGUAUUUGUACAGUGUGGCUGAUUAAAUCCAGCAUUAUAUUAGUCUU
Molecule: messenger RNA, 2060 nt
Organism: Striga asiatica
Lineage: Eukaryota; Viridiplantae; Streptophyta; Magnoliopsida; Lamiales; Orobanchaceae
Source: the annotation of a GenBank genome assembly